Messenger RNA from Quercus robur (English oak), 2447 nucleotides. Its product is annotated as beta-galactosidase 16. Bases 50 to 2341 code for a protein of 763 amino acids. Gene Ontology annotation, biological process: carbohydrate metabolic process. Lineage: Eukaryota; Viridiplantae; Streptophyta; Magnoliopsida; Fagales; Fagaceae. The record is from RefSeq and is a predicted model, not a curated record. Gene Ontology annotation, cellular component: cell wall; vacuole. Gene Ontology annotation, molecular function: carbohydrate binding; beta-galactosidase activity. The transcript is spliced from 18 exons.
UAUGAGCAUGGUGAAAUGAUUGGUCAUGUUAUUUACUUUACUUUUGUAGAUGUGGCCAUCUUUAAUAGCUAAGGCCAAAGCAGGAGGACUAGACGUCAUCCAGACCCUUGUGUUUUGGAACCUUCACGAGCCCCAGUUUGAUCAGUUUGAUUUCAGUGGAAGACGUGACAUAGUAAGGUUCAUUAAGGAAGUCCAAGCACAAGGCUUAUAUGUGUCCCUUAGGAUUGGACCUUUCAUUCAGGGUGAAUGGGCUUAUGGGGGUCUACCAAUUUGGCUGCGUGAUGUACCUGAUAUUGUUUUUCGAUCUGACAAUGAACCAUUCAAGUAUCACAUGUGGAGGUUUACAACCAAGAUAGUAAGGAUGAUGAAAUCAGAAAAGUUAUUUGCUUCACAAGGAGGGCCAAUUAUUCUAUCACAGAUUGAAAACGAGUAUCAAUUAGUAGAAGCAGGUUUUGGUGAGAAAGGUCCACCUUAUGUUAAGUGGGCUGCAGCUAUGGCUGUGGGGCUUCAAACUGGUGUGCCUUGGGUGAUGUGUAAGCAAAGUGAUGCUCCUGAUCCUGUGAUCAAUGCGUGCAAUGGGAGAAGAUGUGGACAAACAUUUGUAGGGCCCAACUCGCCAAAUAAGCCAGCAAUAUGGACAGAGAAUUGGACAAGUUUUUAUCAAGUGUACGGUGGAGAGCCAGACAUGAGAUCAGCAGAAGACAUAGCGUAUCAGGCUGCAUUGUUCGUUGCAAAGAAAGGAAGUUAUGUCAAUUACUAUAUGUAUCAUGGAGGAACCAAUUUUGGAAGAACAGCCUCUAAAUAUGUAUUGACAAGUUAUUAUGAUCAAGCCCCUCUCGAUGAGUAUGGUUUGAUUAGGCAACCAAAAUGGGGUCAUCUUAAGGAAUUACAUGCUGCUAUAAAGCUGUGCUUAAAGCCUCUACUUACUGGAGUACAUAGUACUUUCCAUUUGGGUCAACUACAAGAAGCCUAUGUCUUUAAAGGAAAUUCAGAAGAAUGUGCUGCCUUUCUUGUAAACAAUGACAAUGAAAGAAAUGCUACUGUGCACUAUGAGAAUUCAACAUAUGAAUUGCCUCCAGAGUCAGUUAGCAUCCUACCGGACUGCAAGAUUGUAGCCUUCAACACUGCAAAGGUAGGGACAGAAUAUACGACAAGAUCAAUGAAAGCAGACCAGAAUCUUGACUCACCUGAUAAAUGGGAAGAAUAUAAAGAAUCCAUCCCCAACUUUGACAAGACUUCAUGGAGAGCAAACACGUUACUAGAGCAGAUGAAUGCAACAAAAGAUAAAUCUGAUUAUCUUUGGUACACUUUCAGGUUUCAGCAUGAAUCCCUUGACACUGGAUUUGUACUUAAAGUGAAUUCCCUUGCACAUGUUUUGCAUGCAUUUGUGAAUGGAAAAUUUAUAGGAUCUGCACACGGAAGUCAUUCCAGUUUAUUUUUUGCCCUGGAGAAAAAUGUUUCUUUGAUUAAUGGGACAAACCAUGUCUCUUUACUUAGUGUCAUGGCUGGAUUACCGGGCUCAGGAUCAUUUCUUGAGAGAAGAGUUACUGGGUUACGUAGAGUAAGGAUACUAAACAAAAAUGAUGUCGAAGAUUUCACAAACUAUACAUGGGGAUACCAGGUUGGGCUGUCAGGAGAGAAAUUAAAUAUUUACACAGAACAAGGGUCAAGUAAUAUUCAAUGGAGAAGGUUUGGAAACUCUAAUCAUCAGAGACUCACAUGGUACAAGACUCAAUUUGAUGCACCCAAAGGAAAUGACCCUGUUGCAUUAAACCUUGGUUCUAUGGGAAAAGGGGAAGCUUGGGUUAAUGGACAAAGUAUUGGGCGAUAUUGGGUCUCAUUUCUUACCCCAGAAGGGAGUCCUUCACAAACAUGGUACAAUGUACCUCGAUCCUUCCUCAACCCUAAAGGAAACCUAUUAGUUCUAUUGGAAGAAGAAAAUGGGAAUCCUCUUGGUAUUUCUGUGGACACAGUUUCAAUAACAAGAGUAUGUGGGAGAGUGACUAGUUCAUAUCCACCCCCAGUGAUUUCAUGGGUGGGUCAAAACCAAACUAGAUCCAAGCAUAAAAAGAAACAUGGCAGAAGACCUAAAGUACAGCUUCGUUGUCCUCAAAGAAGGAAGAUUUCCAAGAUCUUAUUUGCAAGUUUUGGGACCCCUUUUGGUGGUGAUUGUGAAAACUAUGGGUUUGGAAGAUGUCAUUCUUCUAAUUCCAGAACCGUCGUAGAAAAGGCCUGUAUUGGAAGGAGGACAUGUUCCAUCCCCUUAUCAAGUAAAUAUUUUGGUGGUGACCCAUGUCCAGGCAUCCCAAAGGCACUCUUGAUUGAUGCGAUAUGUGAAUGAAAAUGAACCAUUUUGUACCAUUUGUUUUUAGGGAUCCAUGAACAAUCCAAUUUUCCACAGGAAAUGCCAUUUUUCAGAUUCGUGCAUAUAAAUUGGUAAUAACAAA